Molecule: messenger RNA, 3375 nt
Organism: Psilocybe cubensis
Lineage: Eukaryota; Fungi; Basidiomycota; Agaricomycetes; Agaricales; Agrocybaceae
Exons: 3
Coding region: 1-3375 (1124 amino acids)
Source: RefSeq, a predicted model, not a curated record
AUGAACGGGCUGCCCUACGGCCCCCAGCCGAACAUGCAUCAAGCAUACUCAAGUCAGCCGCCAAACCUGUAUAAUUCGUCUGGUUGGGGGGCCAACACGCUUAACGGUGGAGGAAAUCCAGGUAUCUCUGGAAAUCAACCGCGAAUCGUGAAUACGAAUCGCAAUCCCAAUGGACCCUCGCCUUACCACGACCCGACCAGCUUUGCCCCUAACGCAAACCCUGUUAUUCCCAACGGGUUUUCUUCGCUGGGAUUCCCUGCCACAGGCGGUGCAGCCGCCGUUGCUAAAGGCAAUUCAUACGUUGGAGGUGGAUUUCAACUAGGUGAAGGUUAUGGUGGUACUCAGCAUGCACCACCGUUUGCCCAAACUCAAGGUCAACGUCCCGUUGAAAACGGAGAUAACAACGACACGAGUGGCCGUAAUCGAAGCCGCUCUGCCCCGCGUUCGUAUCCCAAUCCCAGCACGAAUCAUGCCCAGGUCCUUAAUCAUGAUCAUCAGCACCUGCAAACGGUUUUGUACAACUCGCCUUAUUCGACAACGCACACAGGUAAUGCGGUCUCUGAGAACGAACCGCCUGUCAUUCCAAUCCCGAAUCCGACUGGGCAGGGUUUCAUGCUCAUGCAUCAACAGCAACAACGACGCGAAGAAACUGUUCGGAGUGGCUCUAGAGGAAGAGAGGCUAAUAGACGGGAGGAGGAGCGGGAGGCCAGAGAUUCUGACCUGCCUCCUAUUCCACCAGCAUAUGCCAUCACAGGUCCCCAUCCUGGAUGGGCUAGCGCAUGGGCAGACCCUAAUGGCCCCUUUGCGACUGCUGUUCGGUCCAAAUUGGGAGAAAGAGCAACAGAUACACAACCGCCUAUUCAGCAUCCCCAGCAAAGCCAGCAACCUCAACCUCAACCUCAACCUCAAUCUCAACCCCUACACCAACAGCCUCAACUACCACCGCCGCCGCAAGGCCGACCUCCAGCGCAACAUCAUGCAUAUAUGUCGCACACUCAGUCCCAACUUUUCGUUCCUCAAGGUCCCGUGCAACCCAUUCUACCACCUGUUCAUGGAUCAACAGCGCAGAAGCCCGCGCUGUCCACAGGCACACAACCUCCACCAGCUCACAAUGUCACGGAAAUGACGCGCGAGAUGCUCAUACCCGUUCUAGAUCGGUUUUCGGAGCUGCUGGUUGACUACUUCGAUUUCUCGGAACAGGCCUCUGAUUCACCUGGAUUGGAUGGCCUGGGAUCUAACCCUAGACGACCGAGAAAGCUACGGCUUGUCGCGCAUGGCGGCGCGUGCAUGCUCCUGCACCCCGUUUUUCAUGCUCUGAGCCUGGAGAUGCCUCUGGUCGGCGCUCCUAUGCCCAACAUGGCGGCAGCGUCAGGGGGCGAAGUGUCCAGCCUUGAUGCGCUAAUGCAGCAGCAACAAAGUUUGCAAAACAUGAAGAUGGAGAAUCUCGCGCGGCGCACGAGCACGAGGGAUGUUGAUGUAAUUAUGCGUGCAUUCGCGGAUGAUUACUCUGGUGUACGUGCGCCUGAGCGUGUGCUCCAAGCCGCCGCCACAGUUGCUUAUCGAAGUCAACCACCUGGAUAUUCCGGAUAUUCGGCGUAUGGUACCCCUGCUCCAAAUUCGAUGGAUCAAGCAGAUGAUGCAGACCCUGAUAGUCCGAAACGUGCUGCACAGCUGGACGCGAUUGGGCGUCUGAAAGCUUGCAUUCGACGCACUGCGCGUCAUUUCCCUGGAUUGGGUUUGGAUUGGAUGAAUGCCGAUGCCGAUGUUGCAUUGCCUCUGGGUGCUGAUCCACAGACACAUCAGACGUUCGAUCCGAUUCAUAAAUCAGCAGUGACGCCACAUAAUAUCAAUCAGUAUUCCGUUUAUAUAUCACCGAAUGGCCGUCUACAGCUUGUCAGCGUAACGCCCGCAUGGAGUAUCGCCCUCAAGAUUGCCAGAUGGGGGAGAAGGGACUUUGCUGAUGUUGGGAUACUGCUCCGAUCAGCAACUACUAUUAGUGGCAUCCGUUGGACACCUGGGAUGCUACAAGCUGUGCUAGAAAGGGAUUGUUGGGCUAUGGGAUAUUCGAGGUGGGAUGAAAGCAGAACUAAGGAAUUUAAGGAUCGGGUCGCUUGUGCUGUCAGAAUGGUUGAGGGUUGGGGGACAGGAACGACGGCAGGACAGAGUCAGGGUCAAAGCCAGAUGAAUGGUUAUGGUUAUGGCUCUGGACAUGGCCACGUCACAGGAGGAAAUGAGCUUGGGUUGUAUAUUCAAGGUCAUCAAACAGCUCAACCACCAUUACAACGAGUGCCUGCAGCAGUAGCGCCUCAGCAGCAGCAACUACCUCCGCAGCAAAGAGACGACCGCGAGUGGGAGAGGGAUGAAGUGAGGGCGGCGCGCAUGGCAUCAGCCGAGGAAAGGAGAGAGCGGUCCAGGGCUAGGCGCAAUUCUACCUAUGGCUCUAGGUCGAGAUCCAAAUCUCGCGCAAGGUCGCAGUCGACUGGCCCUCAUGAGAUGUUCAUACCGCCUGAUGACGACGACGACGACGAUUAUCCACAUGAAUAUCGGUAUGAAUAUCCUUCAGGCGAAAGGGGGCGCGGGCAACCUCGUCACAUCAGCCGUAGUAUCCCUGUGGGUAGCGGCGGUGGCGGCCAAGUUUCUGUGUCAAAUGCCACAGCCGUGGCUCCAUUCCAUCGUCAUGCUCCUCAGCAUAUCGCGCAGGCGACAGGCACCCAUGGCCCACGACUUUGGAGACGACGCUCUACCUCGCGCCCCCGAAACACGGAAAGGGAUCGAAAGGCUAGACAGCGUGAUAAGCAGCGACGAAUGGACCAGCAACGCCGACAAGAAGAGCGUUCCGGAUGGGCUAUGCCUCCGAUUAUUCCGUUCGAUACCGACGAUGAAAGUGGCAGCGACGAUAGUGGCGACGAUACUGACGAUACUGACGAUGAAGGAGAUAAAGAGAACCGUGAUCGAGAAAGCGCCUGGAGGCAGGCUAAUAUUUAUGGCCCAGGCAAGAAGAGGCCACCAGCGUUGGAUAUUCCACCUCCUUUGACGAAUGAACAAGCUCUUCAGCAAUCGCAUGGUGAACAACAUCCAGCAUAUGCUCAACAAUUACAGCCAAACCCGUAUCAAAGGCAGCUUUCGCGAACCCAAUCACACCCUCAUCUACUCGAAGCAACGCAGCGGUCGAUUCCGACCCCAUACCCGACCCCUCAACCCGAAGCAGCAACUCUACAGGUACCUCCAAAUGCAAACGCUGCACAACUUGCCCAGUACCAAUUCGAGCAACAAAUGCGCUCGCUUCAACGCGAAAGACAGUAUGAACAAUCAGUCAAAGAUACCAUGAACCGGAUUGCGAAAAGAAUCGUGACCAGAGGAAGUACGAUGCCAUAG